This is a messenger RNA of Penicillium soppii, 615 nucleotides long. Its product is annotated as COX20 family protein. Gene Ontology annotation, cellular component: mitochondrial inner membrane; mitochondrion. The record is from RefSeq and is a predicted model, not a curated record. The transcript has 2 exons. NCBI's taxonomy places the organism in Eukaryota, Fungi, Ascomycota, Eurotiomycetes, Eurotiales, Aspergillaceae. The coding region runs from base 1 to 615 and encodes 204 amino acids. Gene Ontology annotation, biological process: mitochondrial respiratory chain complex IV assembly.
AUGGCAGAGGACACACAAGGGCCAGGUGCUCUUCCAGACAAUGGAAACAAUACACAAAUUCACAACGCUUCGGCCGAUUCAAACAGACCGAAACACGAACCAUCCCGGUCACAAACUGGAAAGCUAUGGGAUGCCUUCGGAAACCCAGAGGAACCUGCGAACGCGCUCGCCAAAGCGACCUACAAACCACCGGGAAAGAAUCCUAAGGAUGUGUCUUACUCAGAAGUUAUUGGAUCAGUCUCGCUAUCCGAAAUGUCAAACAUUCACAAAAGACCAUGUGCUCGAGAGUCCUUAAUGACUGGAAUCGGUGUUGGAUUUGGGGUUGGAGGUCUACGAGGUGUUCUGAAAGGACGGUAUCAUAUAUGGUCCGCAGCAAACUGGGCUGUUGGCAUGUUUGCGAUCACUUCAUUGGGGGCAUAUGAAUACUGCCGCUAUCUUCGGAACAAGGAACUGAGUGGCAUGGCUGAGGCCCUCGGCCUCAUGAACCAAUUGAAGGCCAAACAGCAACGCGAGAAGGAUGCGGCAGCAGAAGAAGCGGCAUUGCAUGCGCGUCUUGCCGAGGAGGAAAGGAAGAAGAAGAGUUGGGUGAACCCCUCAAACUACAAAUUCUGGUAG